This is a messenger RNA of Rhipicephalus microplus (southern cattle tick), 2492 nucleotides long. RefSeq lists its product as uncharacterized. Gene Ontology annotation, molecular function: sequence-specific DNA binding. The record is from RefSeq and is a predicted model, not a curated record. Lineage: Eukaryota; Metazoa; Arthropoda; Arachnida; Ixodida; Ixodidae.
UAGGGGCCAUUUUUUUCUGGUGCCAACAGUCCCACUGCAUGUUGAUUUGUCUUUUGUGGCGUAACGUUUUACAAAUACAAUGCCAGCGUUUUGCGCUGUGAGAGGUUGCGGAACAAGGCAUCAAAAAGGAGUCAACAUAUCCUUCCAUGCGUUUCCGACACGUGACGCAGAAAUGCUGCGGCUUUGGUUACAGGCCGUUGGCCGCGAGGACUUGCAGCCAAAGAGCCACCACCGUAUCUGCUCCCAACAUUUUAAAGCAAGCUGCUUCUAUGCGGGCCUUGAUCGAGCAUGCUUGCGGCCAGAAGCCGUGCCUACAGAGUUUUCUGGCUGUCGCGAACGGGUGCGUAACUACACCAGUACGAAGCUUAGUGCCACUCCGUCACCAGUUGUCGAGACAGUCCCAAGUCUGGUUUCCAAAGGCUGCUGCUGUGCGAGAAGCAUGGGCGCGCGCUGUAAAUCGGUGGGACGGUUGGACCCCCAAAGAUGGUGACCGUCUGUGCUCCAUGCAUUUUACGGCCGAAUGCUUUGACAAAACUGGUCAGACGGUUCGAAUACGAGCUGGGAGCUUACCAACAUUGUUCCCAACUGCACACAAGCAUAAAGCAAAAAAAGCCAAACUAAAUACAAUACAGAACCAGUGCAUGGCACAGCCAGAAGUCGAGUUCACAUCAAGCAGCAGUCAGCAACGGGAGACACACAGUAGAGCAACCCGAGCAGCCACCAAGGUCCAGCAAACUGCCAACCAAGCACAAAAGCAGCUGCAAAGAAGAAUCACCGGUCCCAACACAACAUCAUCACCCGUAAAUGAUGCACCAACCCAGGCUAGAGAUGCAAGUUUGGAGGGCCAGCCAUUGCCUAAAAAACGAAUGUUCAACUUGCAGCAAGAUGCCAGUAUAAGUCAGCCAGCUCAUUUCGAGAAGCUAAAUUCAGUUACUUCCAACGGUAUUAAAAGCGAAGAGGACCCAGACGGGGAUAACAUCUCUCAUGUCUUGGAGAUACAUGCUGAAGUUGUUGGACAAACAGUGAACCGGGACCUCGACUCAGGUGAACCGGGCCCCGAAACGACAGCCACGGGAGCCUUGUUUCUGCACACAUACUGCGGCGGGAAAAAAGAGUCAGAGGAGGUGGUCAAGCUCAAGCUGUUGCUUCAGCUUGCUAAACGGCGCCUCGGUGUGGCUGAACAGAAGCUGAAGCGCAAGUCAGAGGCGUACAACAAACUGCUUAAUACCAACAAGGAGCUCAAGUUUGAGCUGUCGCUAGCCCAGCGGCCAACGCAGCAGCAGUUUUCAGUGAGCCACCGGCUGCCCCAGGAACUGUUACGCGACUGGCAUGAGAACGCCGGACGCGUGCCACACGCGCGACGCUACAGCGCCACGACGCUGCGCUUUGCCGCUGACCUGCACGCUUGCUCGCGCACUGCCUACGAGCACGUGGCCCAGUGGCUGCCCAUGCCCACACUCUACCUCGUCCGGCGCCAUACCGCCAUGUCCUCUCACUGCAGCCGGGAGAGUGGUGGUGCUGCUGUGGUGACAACACCCAGCAGCCAAAGUGAAACCACUGCGGUUGGGCCUCGAGACAACACCUUGCCUGCUAGCAGGUUCGCAAGCUCAGUGCCUCGUUACCGAAAGUUAAUAUCCUGGAUUCCUGCAGCAGCCUCAAAGUCAAGUGUGUCAACAUUCUCUUCAGCGCCGCGUGCAGUGAAGUUGGCAAAUGCUCCAGUCGUGCAAGCCGGUCACAGUGCACCCACUAUAUUCGUCAUAAAAAAUGCAAGUCCACCAGAAAUGGGAACGCCCCGAGAUGCAGCUACGCCACCCGAAACAACAUUGUCCACGAAAGCAGCCACAUUGUCAGAAACGACUACAAUGCCAGAAACAGGGGUAGCCACAUUGUCAAAUACGACUACAACGCCAGAAACGGAGGUAACCACAUCGUCAGAGACGACUACAAUGCCAGAAAAGGAGGUGGCCACAUCAUCAGAUAUGACUACAAUGCCAGAAACGGGGGUAGCCACAUCGUCAGAGACUGCUACAUCUGCAGAAGUAGAAACACAAGUAGGGACAGAGGUGCAGCCUAAAACGAAGACGCCGUUAGAUAUGGAUAAACAAUCGGAAGGGAGGAUGCACGAAACGGAUACCGAGCUAAACACUGAAACAAUAUCAGGUUCACUCGAUUCAGGAACAAUUACAGACUCUCCCUCAGUACAAACAGUCACUGCCAUAUUUGUUUCCAGAACACUUGCUUCGUGAACUUGAGGCUUCAAUAUAUGUGUAUAUAAAUCAAAGAGACUGCACUCAUUGGCACAUGUGACUGUGUGAAAGUGAACGCUCAUAAAAAUAGGUGAUGUUGCAUUAUUCACUAAUUACUAAGCUGAGCAGAUAUGGUUUCACUGCUCCAUGUCUGUACUACACACGUUUCAUGUCUACUUGUUUCGUGAAUUUGAGGCUUCAAUAUAUGUGUACAUGAAUUAAAGAGACUGCACUAAUUGGCACAUG